AUGGCAAAGGAGUCUACUGAAUUGAUUAUUCCCAACGAAAUUCAAUCUACCUACGAACAAGGUGUAAAAUUUCAGCAAAGUGAAAAUGAUGCACAAGCGCUAUUCUAUUACAAGAAAGCUCUUACUACAAUCCAAUCGAUGUCUAAAACUAGUAACAAUAAUUAUCAUCAAUUUGAACACGAUAUUUAUAUCGAUAUGACUGAUUGUUACAUAAAUCAAUACGAAUUAGUAGAAGCGGCUAAAUGUAAUGACAACGCAGAGAAAGUUGCCAAGAUACUACAAGAUAAAGUCAAAGCUUCAAACUGCGUAGAUAGGUGGGGAUGCAUUAAGCGAUUGCAAGGUGAUUUGAAUGGAGCCUUAAAUGAUUUUUACAAAUCACUCAAAAUGAAGUUAAAAUGGUUAAGAACCGAAGACAUCAGUGUCAGUGACUUAUAUCAUAAAAUUGGAAACGUUUAUGAUGAUCAAGACAAGUUUGAUGACGCUCUAUCGGUGUUUAACAAAUCACUCAAGACUCAACUAACACAACUUGAUGAAAAUCAUCCAAGUAUUGCUAUAACAUAUAGCAAUAUUGGACAAGUCUAUAAUGAUCAAGGCAAGUAUAAUAAAGCUCUAUCAAUGUUAAACAAAUCACUCAAGAUUACACUAACAAAACUUAGCAAUAAUCAUCCAAGUAUCGCUAAUACGUAUAACAACAUUGGACAAGUCUAUAAUCAUCAAGGCAAGUAUGAUGACGCUCUAUCUAUACAUAACAAAUCACUUAAGAUUACACUAACACGACUUGGCGACAAUCAUCUAAUUAUUGCUAAUACAUAUCGCGAUAUUGGACAAGUCUAUAAUAAUCAAGGCAAGUAUGAUGACGCUCUAUCAGUUUAUAACAAAUCGCUUAAGAUUACACUAACAAAACUUGAAGAUAAUCAUCCAAGUAUUGCUAACACAUAUGACAAUAUUGGGCAAGUCUAUAAUAAUCAAGACAAGUAUGAUGACGCUCUAUCUGUAUAUUACAAAUCACUCAAGAUUAAACUAACACGACUUGGCGACAAUCAUCCAAGUAUCGCUAUAACAUAUAACAACAUCGGAAAAGUCUAUAGUGAUCAAGGCAAGUAUGAUGAAGCUCUAUCAAUGUUGAAUAAAUCACUUAAGAUUAGAGUAAUACAGCUUGGCGACAAUCAUCCAAGUAUUACUGAUACAUAUAACAACAUUGCAAGAGUUUAUAAUAGUCAAGGCAAAUAUGAUAACGCUCUAUCAACAUAUAACAAAUCACUCAAGAUUCAACAAGCACAACUUGGCGACAAUCAUCCAAGUACUGCAAUAACAUACAAUGGAAUUGGACAUGUCUAUGUUAACCUAGGCAAGCAUGAUGAUGCUUUAUUAGUGUAUAAAAAAUCACUCAAGAUUGAACUAGCACAACUUGGUGAAAAUCAUCCAAAUACUGCUGAAACAUAUAACAAUAUUGGGCAAAUGAAUACUUAUCAAGGCAAUUAUGAUAACGCUCUGUUAAUGCUGAACAAAUCACUCAAGAUUCAUCUAACACGAUAUGGCGACAAUCAUCUAGGUAUAACUAAUACAUAUCACAACAUUGCAAGCGUCUAUAGACGUCAAGGCAAGUAUGACGACGCUCAGUCAAUAUGUAACAAAUCACUCAAAAUGAUACUAACAAAAUUUGGUGAUAAUUGUAAUCAUCCAAGAAUUGCUCGUAUAUAUAGACAUAUUGGAAAAGUCUAUACUGAUCAAGGCAAGUAUGAUGACGCUAUAUCAAUGAUUAGCAAAUCUAUUAAGAUUGACUUAACAAAACUUGGUGAUAAUCAUCCAAUUAUUGCUAAGACGUAUGGUGAACUUGGGCACGUCUAUAAAAAUCAAGGCAAGUAUGAUGACGCUCUGUCAGUGUAUUACAAAUCACUCAAGAUUAAACUAUCACAAGCUGGUAAAAAUUAUCUAAGUAUUUCUUUAACAUAUGACGGAAUUGGACAAGUCUAUCAUUGUCAAGGCAAAUGCGAUGAAGCUCUAUCAAUGUUAAACAAAUCACUUAAGCUUAAUCUAACACGGUUCGCUAACAAUCAUCCAAAUAUUGUUAGUUUACAUAACAAAAUUGCAAGAAUCUAUAAUCAGCAAGCCAAAUACGAUGACGCUCUAACAAUAUUUAACAAAUCACUUAAGUUUACACUAACACGACUUGGCGAUAAUCAUCCAAGAACUGCUGCUAUAUACAAAGAUAUUGGACAAGUCUAUAAUAAUCAAGGCAAGUAUGAUGACGCUCUAUCGGUGUAUAACAAAUCGCUUAAGAUUAUACUAACAAAAUUUGAUGAUAAUCAUCCAAGUAUUGCUAGUACAUAUGACAUUAUUGGGCGAGUCUAUAAUAAACAAGGCAAGUAUGAUGACGCUCUAUCAGUGUAUAACAAAUCGCUCAAGAUUAAACUAACACGACUUGGCGACAAUCUGCCAAGUAUUGCUAUAACAUAUAGCAGUAUUGGACAAGUAUAUAAUGAUCAAGGCAAGUAUGAUGAAGCUCUAUCAAUGUUUAACAAAUCACUCAAGAUUACACUAAAACAACUUGGCGACAAUCAUCCAAGUAUAACUAAUACAUAUAACAACAUUGGAAAAGUCUAUAAUCGUCAAGGUAAGUAUGAUGACGCUCUAUCGAUGUAUAACAAAUCACUUAAGAUUACACUAACACGAUUUGGCGAUAAUCAUCCAAAUAUUGCUAAUACAUAUGGCAAUAUUGGACAAGUCUACAAUGAUCAAUGCAAGUAUGAUGACGCUCUAUCAGUCUUUAACAAAUCGCUUAAGAUUACGCUAACAAAACUUGGUGAUAAUCAUCCAAGUAUUGCUAACAUAUAUGACAAAAUUGGGCAAGUCUAUAAUAAACAAGGCAAGUAUGAUGACGCUCUAUCAGUGUAUAACAAAUCGCUCAAGAUUAAACUAUCACGACAUGGCGACAAUCAUCCAAGUGUUGCUAUAACAUAUAGCAGUAUUGGACAAGUCUAUAAUGAUCAAGGCAAGUAUGAUGAAGCUCUAUCAAUGUUUAACAAAUCACUCAAGAUUACAAUAAAACAACUUGGCGACAAUCAUCCAAGUAUUGCUAAUACGUAUAACAAAAUUGGAAAAGUCUAUAAUCGUCAAGGUAAGUAUGAUGACGCUCUAUCGGUGUAUAACAAAUCACUUAAGAUUACACUAACACGACUUGGCGAUAAUCAUCCAAAUAUUGCUAAUACAUAUCGCGAUAUUGGACAAGUCUACAAUGAUCAAUGCAAGUAUGAUGACGCUCUAUCGGUGUAUAACAAAUCGCUUAAGAUCGACUUAACAAAAUUUGAUGAUAAUCAUCCAAGUAUUGCUAACACAUAUGACAAAAUUGGGCAAGUCUAUAAUAAACAAGGCAAGUAUGAUGACGCUCUAUCAGUGUAUAACAAAUCGCUCAAGAUUAAACUAUCACGACAUGGCGACAAUCAUCCAAGUAUUGCUAUAACAUAUAGCAAUAUUGGACAAAUCUAUAAUGAUCAAGGCAAGUAUAAUGAAGCUCUAUCAGUGUUUAACAAAUCACUCAAGAUUACAAUAAAACAACUUGGCGACAAUCAUCCAAGUAUUGCUAAUACGUAUAACAAAAUUGGAAAAGUCUAUAAUCGUCAAGGUAAGUAUGAUGACGCUCUAUCGGUGUAUAACAAAUCACUUAAGAUUACACUAACACGAUUUGGCGAUAAUCAUCCAAAUAUUGCUAAUACAUAUGGCAAUAUUGGACAAGUCUACAAUGAUCAAUGCAAGUAUGAUGACGCUCUAUCGGUGUAUAACAAAUCGCUUAAGAUCGACUUAACAAAAUUUGAUGAUAAUCAUCCAAGUAUUGCUAACACAUAUGACAAAAUUGGGCAAGUCUAUAAUAAACAAGGCAAGUAUGAUGACGCUCUAUCAGUGUAUAACAAAUCGCUCAAGAUUAAACUAUCACGACAUGGCGACAAUCAUCCAAGUAUUGCUAUAACAUAUCGCAAUAUUGGACAAAUCUAUAAUGAUCAAGGCAAGUAUAAUGAAGCUCUAUCAGUGUUUAACAAAUCACUCAAGAUUACAAUAAAACAACUUGGCGACAAUCAUCCAAGUAUUGCUAAUACGUAUAAUAAAAUUGGAAAAGUCUAUAAUCAUCAAGGCAAGUAUGAUGACGCUCUAUCAAUACAUAACAAAUCACUUAAGAUUACACUAACACGACUUGGCGACAAUCAUCUAAUUAUUGCUAAUACAUAUCGCGAUAUUGGACAAGUCUAUAAUAAUCAAGGCAAGUAUGAUGACGCUCUAUCAGUCUUUAUCAAAUCGCUUAAGAUUACACUAACAAAACUUGGUGAUAAUCAUCCAAGUAUUGCUAACACAUAUGACAAUAUUGGGCAAGUCUAUAAUCGUCAAGAUGAGUACGAUGACGCUCUAUCAGUAUAUUACAAAUCACUCAAGAUUAAACUAACACGACUUGGCGACAAUCAUCCAAGUAUCGCUAAAACAUAUAACAACAUUGGGCAGGUCUAUAAUGAUCAAGGCAAGUUUGAUGAAGCUCUGUCAAUGUUGAAUAAAUCACUUAAGAUUAGAGUAAUACAGCUUGGCCACAAUCAUCCAAGUAUUUCUAUUACAUAUAGCGAUAUCGGAAAAGUCUAUAAUCGUCAAGGCAAGUAUGAUGACGCUCUAUCAAUGUUCAAAAAGUCAUUGCAAGUUUCUUUAGUAACACUAGCAGAAGAAAAUCGACAUUCAAAUCAAUUUGGAAGAUCAAAAGAUAAUAACAGACAACAAUGCCGUAUAAAACUUAGCCAACAUGACUAUGAAAACGUAGAUAAAUCGACUAACAAGAAUAUCAGUGAAGAAAAUUACAAAGAUUUAUCUGAUAUCAUUCGUUUUGGCAAACGUAAAGAAUCGAUGCGCGAUUACACGUCUCGUAAAAAGAAAAGAAUAGCAAGUGCAGACGAUGAGUGA
Messenger RNA from Trichoplax adhaerens, 4932 nucleotides. RefSeq lists its product as uncharacterized. Gene Ontology annotation, cellular component: kinesin complex. The transcript is spliced from 4 exons. The coding region runs from base 1 to 4932 and encodes 1643 amino acids. Gene Ontology annotation, molecular function: protein binding. NCBI's taxonomy places the organism in Eukaryota, Metazoa, Placozoa, Uniplacotomia, Trichoplacea, Trichoplacidae. The record is from RefSeq and is a predicted model, not a curated record.